This is a messenger RNA of Equus quagga, 1650 nucleotides long. It is a transcript of the gene KPTN, whose product is annotated as kaptin, actin binding protein. Bases 59 to 1351 code for a protein of 430 amino acids. Gene Ontology annotation, biological process: cellular response to amino acid starvation; negative regulation of TORC1 signaling; actin filament organization. The transcript is spliced from 12 exons. Gene Ontology annotation, molecular function: actin filament binding. Gene Ontology annotation, cellular component: KICSTOR complex; lamellipodium; actin cytoskeleton. The record is from RefSeq and is a predicted model, not a curated record. NCBI's taxonomy places the organism in Eukaryota, Metazoa, Chordata, Mammalia, Perissodactyla, Equidae.
GGGCCAGAUCGCUUCGGGAGCGGCGGGGGCGGCCGGGGGUGCACGGCCGAGGGGCGUGAUGGGGGAGGCGGCCGUGGCAGUGGGGCCUUGCCCGCUGCGCGAGGACAGCUUCACGCGCUUCUCCUCGCAGAGCAACGUGUACGGGCUGGCUGGCGGCGCGGGCGGGCGCGGGGAGCUGCUGGCCGCCACCCUUAAAGGCAAGGUGCUGGGCUUCCGCUACCAGGACCUCCGACAGAAAAUCCGGCCGGUGGCCAAGGAGCUGCAGUUCAACUACAUCCCCGUGGACGCCGAGAUUGUCUCCAUCGACACCUUCAACAAGUCGCCCCCAAAGCGGGGCCUAGUUGUGGGGAUCACGUUCAUCAAGGAUUCCGGGGACAAGGGCAGCCCCUUUCUUAACAUUUACUGUGACUACGAGCCUGGCUCUGAGUACAACCUCGACUCCAUUGCCCAGAGCUGCCUGAACCUGGAGCUCCAGUUCACGCCUUUCCAGCUGUGCCAUGCAGAGGUUCAGGUCGGGGAUCAACUGGAGACCGUGUUUCUCCUGAGUGGGAAUGACCCUGCCAUUCAUCUCUACAAGGAGAAUGAGGGGCUGCAUCAGUUUGAGGAACAGCCCGUGGAAAACCUCUUCCCGGAGCUCACGAACCUCACCAGCAGCGUCCUCUGGCUUCACGUCCACAACCUCCCCGGCACAUCCCGGCGACUCUCGGCUCUCGGCUGUCAGAGCGGAUAUGUCCGUGUCGCCCACGUGGACCAGCGGAGUCGAGAGGUUCUGCAGACGUGGACAGUCCUGCAGGAUGGCCCCAUCUCCCGGGUGAUCCUGUUCAGCCUCUCGGCCCCCGAGGAGACCAAGGACAGGCCCCAGCAGGACGAGUACAGCGUGCUCGUGGCCAGCAUGUUGGAGCCAGCAGUGGUGUAUCGGGACCUCCUGAGCCGGGGCCUGGAGGACCAGCUUCUCCUGCCCGGCAGCGACCAGUUUGACAGCAUCCUCUGUGCCCUGGUCACCGAUGUCGAUUUGGACGGGCGGCCGGAAGUCCUGGUGGCCACCUACGGACAGGAGCUGCUCUGUUAUAAGUACUGUGGCCCCGAGUCCGAGCGCGGAUUCCGCCUGCUGUGGCGGCGGAGUUUCUCCAGCCCGCUGCUGGCCAUGGCUCACGUGGACCUGACCGGGGACGGGCUGCGGGAGCUGGCCGUGGUCUCCCUCAAGGGCGUGCACAUCCUGCAGCACAGCCUGAUCCAGGCCUCGGAGCUGGUCCUGACCCGGCUUCGGCACCAGGUGGAGCAGAGGAGACGUCAGCCACAAAGGCUGGGGGACGCGGUGGGUCCAGGGCCUGCGGAGACCCCGGCUCCCUGAGCACCCACCCACCACCCAGCCCCAGCCUGGAGCGGUUCACUGGGGGAGUCACCUCCAGCUGCUCGUGGUCGGGGGAGCAUCCUGAAGGAGGGGUGGUCUCUCCAGAAGCCCCAGGGCUGUGGGGCUGUGAGUUCCUGCUCCAGCUCCGCCCCUGUGUGCCCUGUGACCCCAGCUAACCCAUUCCUCUCUCUGUGCCUCGGUGUCCCCAUUUGAAAAUGGGAUGAUCUCACCCGAUCCCUCUGCCACUCCUGAUGAGAACUGGUCAACUGACCAUUAUUUAUAUGUCCAGAGAAACCAGA